AUGGCAAUAGCAGGUCAUCACGGGACAAUGUGGCUUCUUCCCUAUGUCCUCCUUUUCCUUCAGAUGGUGCAGACAGUCACACCAAAUGCAUGCAAGGUCAACAACGGGAACUGUGGGCAGUUCUGCAAAGCUGAAGAUGAAGGAGUCAUAUGUUCCUGUGCUGCCGGCUGUGCCCUGGCCAAUGACAACAAAACCUGCAUUCCUGUAGUCAAGUUCCCGUGUGGUAAGCUUCAGGGAAAUCAUGAAGCCAGUCAAGAGAAAGUCACAGGAAUCACAGCAAGUCCAGAAGCUCUUCCUGAAAAUGAGGAAACCACCAAGGCGCCGAGCAGCCAUCCGGAGGUCACCUGGGAGGCUGGCAGUUUACCCAGCACUUCCCCAUGGCAGGCUGUUCUACUAGUAGAUGAGUACAAUGAAUGGUUUUGUGGGGGGACAAUUCUGAAUGAGUGUUUUAUACUUUCUGGAGCUCAUUGUGUUAACCAGUCUAAAGACUUAUGGGUUCUUGUUGGGAUGGUGGACAAGGAAAAGGAAGAGCCAAGUAGAGCAAUGCACGGAGUGGAAAAAAUAAUUGCACAUGCUGAAUUUAAUACAGAAACUUUCGACAACAACGUAGCCCUUCUCAAAUUAAAGGAACCUAUCACAUUUUCUGAACAUGUUGUCCCAGCAUGCCUUCCGGAAGAAGACUUUGCUAAUGACAUUCUGGUGAACCAAACAUCUGGAAUUGUCAGUGGCUUUGGGAACACAGUUGAACAUGCAUGGCCAGUCAAAAGAAUGAAAGUGCUUCAAAUCCCUUAUGUGGACAGGGACACUUGCAAGCUUGCCCUUCGUAUGCCGGUCACAGAAAACAUGUUCUGUGCUGGUUAUGAUAAAGAUGGAAAAGAUGUCUGCCAAGGAGAUGGAGGGGGCCCCCAUGUAACCAAAUACAAUGGCACUUAUUUUGUUACUGGUAUCAUUAGCUGGGGAGGAGGGUGUGGAAGGCAAGGGAAAUACGGGGUAUACACCAACUUGUCAAAGUUCCUACCCUGGGUGAGAAAUGUUUUGACAGAAAAUUCUUAA
Gavia stellata (red-throated loon) is the source of this 1053-nucleotide messenger RNA. RefSeq names its product coagulation factor X. Gene Ontology annotation, molecular function: serine-type endopeptidase activity. The coding region runs from base 1 to 1053 and encodes 350 amino acids. Lineage: Eukaryota; Metazoa; Chordata; Aves; Gaviiformes; Gaviidae. The record is from RefSeq and is a predicted model, not a curated record. Gene Ontology annotation, biological process: proteolysis. The transcript has 5 exons.